This is a messenger RNA of Phragmites australis (common reed), 2518 nucleotides long. Its product is annotated as pentatricopeptide repeat-containing protein At2g27610-like. The transcript has a single exon. Gene Ontology annotation, molecular function: RNA binding; protein binding. The record is from RefSeq and is a predicted model, not a curated record. Lineage: Eukaryota; Viridiplantae; Streptophyta; Magnoliopsida; Poales; Poaceae. Gene Ontology annotation, biological process: RNA modification. The coding region runs from base 255 to 2342 and encodes 695 amino acids.
GUAGAUGGAAAGCACCAACAUGAACGGGAAGAAAAAAAGUAUUCAUACAAAUCUGACGUAGACGUGUCGCAACUUGCAAGAACUGCAGUUCCUUCUGAGAUGGGCCAGGUCGGGCUGGGCCGGGCCGGACACGGCUCAACACAGGUCAGGUGGAAACGGGCUAGUUUAGGUUGGGCCCAAGCCCAUGGCCUCCUCCACACUAGAAGCUUAUCCAUUCUCUUCUUCCGCUUCGCUUGGUCCCUGUCACGGGGGAAAUGGCCGCGCUCCACGCCAAGCUCCCACCCACACCUCGACUCCUCACCGCGCCACCGAGCCAUGGACCGCCGAGCGGCCGCCCCACGUCCGUGGGCAAGAGCCGCUACGAGCCGCCGGACGUCGUUCUCGACUGCAAACGGCUGGACAGGCUCAUGAAGUCCGGGAGGCUGGGGGACGCUAUCGACCUGUUCGAUCGAAUGCCUCGCAAGAACGUCGUUGCCUGGACCUCGGCCAUCUCCGGGUGCACGCGGAACGGGCGCCCCGAAGCGUCCUUGGCGAUGUUCGUCGACAUGCUGGAGUCCGGCGUCGCGCCGAACGGCUUCGCGUGCAACGCGGCCCUGGCGGCGUGCGCGGACGCGGGCACGCUCGGCCUCGGCGAGCAGGUGCACUCGCUCGCCGUGCGGGCGGGGUUCGCCGGGGACGCGUGGAUCGGGAGUUGCCUGAUCGAGCUGUACUCGAGGUGCGGUUCUCUUCGGGCGGCCGAGGAUGUGUUUCGCCGGAUGGACUCGCCAGACGUGGUGGGAUACACCUCGCUCAUCUCGGCGCUCUGCCGGUACGGCGAGUUUGGACAGGCUGUGGAGGCGCUCUGUCAGAUGAUGAAGCAGGGGUUGCAGCCGAAUGAGCACACGCUGGCAAGCAUGCUGGCAGCAUGCCCUCGUGUUCUUGGAGAGCAGAUACAUGGAUACAUGCUCAAGGCAAUGGGUUCGCAAAGUGUCUAUGCAUCGACUGCACUGAUCGAUUUCUAUUCAAGAAACGGUGACUUUGACCUGGCGAUCAUGGUGUUUGAAAACCUCGACUGCAAGAACGUGGUGUCCUGGUGUUCCAUGAUGCAGCUGCACAUCAGAGAUGGAAGGUUGGAAGACGCGCUGCGAGUGUUUAGUGGUAUGAUGUCAGAAGGUGUCGAGCCAAAUGAGUUUGCAUUCUCAAUUGCGCUAGGGGCUUGUGGAUUCAUUGGCCUGGGGCGUCAAAUUCACUGCUCAGCCAUCAAGCGCAACUUAAUGACAGAUAUUCGAGUAUCAAAUGCUUUACUCUCUAUGUAUGGUAGAAGUGGUCUUGUAGAAGAACUCGAGGCUGUGCUCAACAAGACUGAAAAUCCUGAUCUUGUUAGCUGGACAACUGCUAUUUCGGCAUACUUCCAAAAUGGUUUUGGUGAGAAGGCUGUGGCAUUGCUUUCUCAGAUGCAUUCAGAAGGUUUCACACCGAAUGACUAUGCCUUCUCUAGCGGUCUGAGUUCUUGUGCAGACCUGGCAUUGCUGGAUCAAGGAAGGCAAUUUCAUUGCCUGGCACUAAAACUGGGGUGUGACUCCAAAAUUUGUACUGGGAAUGCACUGAUCAACAUGUAUUCCAAGUGCGGUAAAAUUGGAUCCGCAAGGCUUACAUUUGAUGUCAUGCAUCUCCAUGAUGUCACAUCCUGGAACUCUCUGAUUCAUGGUUUUGCACAGCAUGGGGAUGCAAAUUUGGCACUAGAGGCAUUCAGUGAGAUGUGUUCCAAUGGUUGCAAGCCAGAUGACUCAACAUUUCUGGGAGUCUUGGUAGGGUGCAAUCAUGCAGGUCUGGUAAAGGAAGGGAAGAUGUUCUUCAGACUAAUGAUGGAUCAAUAUGGUAUCACACCGACUCCUCCUCACUACGCUUGCAUGAUUGACAUGCUGGGUCGAAGUGGCAGAUUCGAUGAGGCACUGCACAUGAUCGAGAUGAUGCCAUUCGAGCCUGAUGUCUUGGUGUGGAAAACGCUAUUAGCAUCAUGCAAGCUGCACAGGAAUCUGGACAUUGGAAAGCUCGCAGCAGGCAAGCUCAUGGAGCUUUCAGAAAGGGACUCCGCGAGCUACGUGCUGAUGUCCAACAUCUACGCGAUGCACGGAGAAUGGCGGGAUGCUGGGAGCGUGCGGAGGAGGAUGGACGAAAUGGGGGUCAAGAAGGAAGCCGGGUGGAGCUGGAUUGAGGUCAAGAAUGAGGUCCAUGCCUUUGUUGCAGGAGACAUGUCUCAUCCAGACUCGGCGUCCAUCUAUCAGAUGCUUGGGGAGCUUGUUGAUGUGAUGCAAGAUACAAAUUCACAUAUGCAGAUUGCAGAUUUAGAUGUCAAAGAUUAACAAAUUACUUCCAACUUUACCUGUAAAGUAGAACAUAGGAUAAUGAUAGUCAUCUUUUUGUUUUGUCUUUUUGGUUGUAAAUUGACAUAUAUCCUUUGCAUCUUUAGAGAAGACUUCAAAACAUUAUUGGAGGAAUGUUUUGAAACUUGUGUAGCAUCGCAGAAGAUCUCGCUACA